This is a messenger RNA of Pedinophyceae sp. YPF-701, 897 nucleotides long. The record is from the annotation of a GenBank genome assembly. Lineage: Eukaryota; Viridiplantae; Chlorophyta; Pedinophyceae.
AUGCCGCGACCGAAGAACCAGCGGUCUGUGGGCGCGGACCGCAAGCGGCUCGCCAGGGAGGAAGCGGAUACGGACGCCGCGGAGCUCAUGUCGCAGGGCCAGGACGGCGCCGAGCGUGACGGGGCCGACCUCGCCGACGGCCGCGAGGCACGAGGGACCCGCCCUGCCCUUGUUGUCCAUCUGGCUAUGUGGGACCUGGGGCAGUGCGACAAGAAGCGGUGCACGGGGACGCGGCUCGAGCGGCAGGGCGCCGUGUCGGAGCUGCGGCUCGGCCAGGGCUUCCCCGGCGUCGCGCUCACGCCCGUGGGGCGGCAAUGUGUGUCGAACGACGACAGGGAGGCCAUCGGGCGACACGGGCUGGCCGUCGUGGACUGCUCGUGGAACAAAAUCGACACCGUGCCGUUCGGGAAGUGCAAGGCGCGGAUGCCACGGCUACUUCCGUGGCUGGUCGCCGCGAACCCCGUGAACUACGGCAAGCCGUGCAAGCUGUCGUGCGCGGAGGCUCUCGCGGCGGCGCUCUACAUCUGCGGCUGGCCGGACGACGCCAUCAACCUGAUGUCGCGCUUCAAGUGGGGCCACUCCUUCUUCAGCGUCAACGCCGAGCUCCUCGACCGCUACGCCGGCUGCGAACACGGCCACCAAGUCAUCGCGGUGCAGGACGCGUUUCUCGCCGCCGCCGCGGAGAACGCCGGCCCGCCGCGGAUACCCGGCGCUGCCGAGGGCGACGACGACUGGCUCGGCCGGCCGGGGGAGCUGCCGCCUUCCAGCAGCGACGCCGAGGCGGGGAGUGAGGAUGGAGAGACGGGGGGAGUCAGCCCACCCCCCCUCGGCGACGGCGCCGCCGUGGCCACGGAAAGCGUCGCAGCGCUCGCACUGGAAUCUACGAAGCCGUGCUGA